Messenger RNA from Gastrolobium bilobum, 1852 nucleotides. Its product is annotated as proline dehydrogenase 2, mitochondrial-like. Gene Ontology annotation, cellular component: mitochondrion. Gene Ontology annotation, molecular function: FAD binding; proline dehydrogenase activity. The record is from RefSeq and is a predicted model, not a curated record. Lineage: Eukaryota; Viridiplantae; Streptophyta; Magnoliopsida; Fabales; Fabaceae. The transcript has 4 exons. The coding region runs from base 152 to 1633 and encodes 493 amino acids.
GCCCUUACUACAAACAUCACAUUUUUGCUUCUCAUUUAUUCCAUUCCAUUUUAUUUAGGUCAAGAAAUUAACACACACCAAAGAAAGAGAAAGAGAGAAGCAAAAACAAAAACAAGAACAAGAACAACAACAUCGUUAGUUUUUACCGUUGAUGGCCACCCGAGUAAUCCCUCCAAGAAUCCUAAGGAACCUCCGUUACAACACCGCAACAAAGCCUCUAACAUCUCCACACCCUUCUCUCUCACCAACUCUCUCUCUUCCCGGUUUAGUUGACCCCAAACCACCCUCCUCAGCCGCCAUCCUCCCUCCCGCCGCCGACCCCUCCUCCCUCAACCUCCACGACGUCGAGAGGCUAUUCUCACACGUCCCCACCGCCAACCUCCUCCGCUCCACCGCGGUGCUCCACGCCACCGCGCUUGAGCCAAUGGUUGACCUUGGCAUGUGGAUCAUGAGGUCCAAGCUCAUGGAGAUGGAUGGUCUCAAAGAUCUCGUCCUCGCCGCCAUCCGCCACACCUUUUACGACAACUUCUGCGCCGGCGAGGACGCCGCCACCGCCGGAAAAAGUAUUAGGUCCUUAAACGACGCCGGUUUGCGUGGCAUGCUUGUGUAUGGCGUGGAAGAUGCUCAUGACAACCUUGGUUGUGACCGGAACCUUAAAGGGUUCCUUCACACCGUCGAUGUUAGCAGAUCGCUUCCACCAUCUUCGGUGAGCUUUGUCAUCGUGAAAAUCACUGCAAUAUGUCCCAUGAGUUUGCUAGAAAGAAUUAGUGACUUGCUUAGAUGGCAGCAGAAAGACCCUUCUUUCAAUUUGCCAUGGAAGAAAGAUUCCUUCCCCAUUUUUGCACAGUCGAGUCCUUUGUACCACACCCGGAAGAGACCGGAGCCUCUAACCCCACAAGAAGAGAGUGAUCUGGAACUUGCCAAUCAGAGACUCCUUGAACUUUGCCAAAAGUGUGUGCAAACCAAUGUUCCUUUGUUGAUUGAUGCAGAGCAUACCUCGGUUCAACCUGCUAUUGAUUACUUCACAUAUUCCUCUGCCGUUAUGCACAACAAAGGUGACAACCCCAUUGUGUUUGGAACCAUUCAGACUUACCUGAAAGAUGCCAAGGAUAGGUUGUUGCUGGCAACAAAGGCUGCUGACAAAAUGGGAAUCCCAAUGGGGUUCAAAUUGGUGAGAGGUGCUUAUAUGUCGACUGAAAGAAGAUUGGCUGCUUCUUUGGGUUAUGCAUCCCCAAUUCACAAUACAAUCCAGGACACACACAAGUGCUUCAAUGAUUGUUCAUCUUUUCUGCUUGAGAAGAUUGCUAAUGGCUCUGGUGGGGUUGUUCUUGCAACGCAUAAUGUUGAAUCAGGGAAAUUGGCUGCUGCAAAAGCUCAUGAAUUGGGAAUUGGAAAGGUGAACCAUAAGCUUGAAUUUGCACAGCUAUAUGGAAUGUCAGAGGCACUGUCCUUUGGUUUGAGCAAUGCAGGGUUUCAGGUUAGCAAGUAUAUGCCAUUUGGACCUGUAGAGACUGUUAUGCCAUAUCUCCUGAGAAGGGCUGAAGAGAAUAGAGGGAUGUUGACUGCUUCAGGCUUUGAUAGGUACCUGAUGAGAGAGGAGCUGGUAAGGAGACUAAAAGCUGGUGCCUUUUAAAUCGAUGGGUGAAUUAAUGGUUUGUAAUAAUGUCUUGAUUGUAGGCAAUAGGAUUCGCCAAAUCUUUGUACAAAUUAGAGAAUCCUGUAAUCUGUUUGAAUUGCGCAUUCAAGAUAAUGAAAUGUGCAUUGUGCUACGUAUACUCCACUUUUUUGUGCGUAGUGCAAUACGUGAAAACAAAAAAUACUAUUUAUUCAGUGUAUACGUAAUUCCAUUUGA